Molecule: messenger RNA, 1590 nt
Organism: Cucurbitaria berberidis CBS 394.84
Lineage: Eukaryota; Fungi; Ascomycota; Dothideomycetes; Pleosporales; Cucurbitariaceae
Product: Creatinase/aminopeptidase
Exons: 2
Coding region: 15-1430 (471 amino acids)
Source: RefSeq, a predicted model, not a curated record
CUAUCACUCACAAAAUGAAAGAGCCGCUGCUACCAUAUCAGUCCACGAGACGCUUGUCGCAGACUAGAGCAAAUCUGUCAGCGCGUCGAUCGUUGUGUAUUUUUCUUUGCGCAGUGCUGUUCACAUGGAAUCUAAUGUCGUUUCAAACCUAUGGCUCAAAUAUACUACACACAAAGAAAGAACACUUUCGAAGAUGCUCGAUCAAUACCUAUCUUGCCACAGGCCUCGGGUUUCUAGAAACGGCCAAUCGACCAACUUUAGAGGACUACAUACUUCGACGCAAUAAUCUCGCCAAAGCUCUUCUAGUGGAAGGCGUUGAUGCCUUCGUCGUGGAACCUGGCUACACGUUCAGCUACUAUGCAAAUGUCACGCAGCCAGGAUGGGAACCGUGGGAACCAGAAGAGCGACCAUUUCUUAUGAUAAUCAGACCAGAGACGCUCUCGGAUGGCAAGAUAGUCGCCAACACGUCAUUUCUGGUUCCGCAUUUCGAAGAGACGCGCGCUCGGCUACUCAAUAUGCCGUUCGAGGAAGACCUGCACACUGUCACAUACGAGGAGCACUGGAAUUACUACACCACGCUCUACCUAUCUGAGAUAUGGGGCGACACCCUCUCACCGACUGUCAUGGUCGAUGAAGAGUUGCGCGACUUCAUUCAGCGUGGUCUAGCCUCCAAUGGCUUCACGGUCACUGGUCUUGCUGGGGAGGCCGAAGUUGUGCGACAAGUCAAGAGUGGGCGUGAGAUUGGGAUUCUCAAGGCAGUCAACACCGGCACCGUGGAGGCUAUCCGUGCCAUGAGACAGUGUCUAUACCCAUACGUCACAGAGAAAGAAGUUGCAGAAGUACUAGACGAUACGAUGAGAGCAGCCGGCCUGGAGCCGUUUUUCAACAUUGUAGAGUUUGGCAAGUCAGCAGCUUUACCGCAUGGCGGCUACGACGGGACUAGGAAGCUUGAGCCGGAAAUGUUCGUGCUCAUAGACGUCGGCGCGCAUUUGUACGGUUACUCGAGUGAUGUUUGCCGCACCUUUUUUCCUCCGUUCACGCCGAACCCACCUCACAACAUGACCGAACAAUUGGACGUAUGGCAGCUUGUGCUUGAUGCCCAAACUGCUGCCGUGAAAGCCAUGGUACCAAAUGGCACAGCGGCAGCAGUGGAUAUAGCGGCACGCGAAGUUAUCGAAGCUGCUGGGUAUGGGAAGUACUUCACUCAUCGGCUGGGCCACAGCAUUGGCAUCAAGGCGCACGAUAGCCCAUACCUCAACAAAGCCAACUUCGGGGCACUUUUGCGCCCGGGAAUGGUUUUCACAGCCGAGCCAGGGGUAUACGUAGUGGAUAAGUUUGGCGUCCGACAUGAGGAUAUUCUGGUGGUGAGGGAAGAUGGAGAAGCAGAAAUCAUUAGUGGAGGGUUCGCGAAGAGUCCCUGGGAUCCUUGAAGCGGGAAGUCAUAUAACGAUCUCUAGAGCUACUGCACCUACAGUCAUCACGUGUGAGCUCAUACGAGCUUAGACGCGCAACGAAGGGUUGUACCUCCCGCUGCUGCAUCUAGCUGGGACAGGGAUCAGUGGGCAAAGGCCAUAGUCAUUUUGAGAGGGA